Andrographis paniculata is the source of this 2707-nucleotide messenger RNA. RefSeq names its product G-type lectin S-receptor-like serine/threonine-protein kinase At4g27290. The coding region runs from base 55 to 2553 and encodes 832 amino acids. The transcript has 7 exons. Gene Ontology annotation, biological process: recognition of pollen; protein phosphorylation. The record is from RefSeq and is a predicted model, not a curated record. NCBI's taxonomy places the organism in Eukaryota, Viridiplantae, Streptophyta, Magnoliopsida, Lamiales, Acanthaceae. Gene Ontology annotation, molecular function: ATP binding; protein serine/threonine kinase activity.
UCUGAUUCUUUAGUGCAAUGUGAAUUGUGAGCUGCUCAUUUUCACAAUCCCAAAAUGAUUGAAUCGCAGUUGUGGAAACACCAAACGAUGAUUCAGACAAAGGCAGAUACAAGAAACAUGAACAGAUCAAUUAUCGGAGAAGCCACAAUUUUUCUUGUCGUUUCGCACUUUCUCUCCACCCAGAACCUCUCGCACGCCGCCGACACCAUGGACGCAUCUCAGAGCAUCACAUACAACCAAACCCUGGUUUCCGCAAGCUCAAUUUUCGAGCUAGGGUUUUUCAGCCCCCAAAAUUCCCGAAAUUGGUAUCUCGGAAUAUGGUACAAGAAGGUGUCCGUACACACAUCAGUUUGGGUCGCCAACAGGGAAGCUCCAUUAACGAGCAAUUCCUCAGGAGUAUUGAAGAUCAUCGAACCAGGGAUUCUGGUCCUCCUCAACGACACCAACCACACCGUCUGGUCUUCCAAUAUUUCAAGAGGCGCCACCGCCAAAAACCCAAUUCUGCAGUUAUUAGACUCAGGCAAUCUCAUCCUCCGAAACUCCGGCGACGAUAAUCCGAGGAAUCGUCUCUGGCAGAGCUUCGAUUACCCGACGGACACGUACUUACCGGGCAUGAUGUUCGGCCUGAACUCCGUCUACCUCUCGUCCUGGAAGACCCCCGGCGACCCAUCUCCGGGAGAAUUCGUGUACGCCCUAGACCCCACCGGUUACCCGCAGCUGUUCAUGAAAAAAUCCGGCGUAGUUCAGUACAGAGUCGGGCCGUGGAACGGCGUCGUUUUCAGCGGCCUGCCGCACGUGACUAAUCAGUCGUUCACGAACGGGGUGUACAGAAACGAGGAAGGUAGAUUUUAUUUAAGGGAUGAUUCCUCCGACUUGUCUGUCCUUGCCAGAGGGAUCUUAAACACCGCCGGAACCGUCCAACGGUGGCGGUGGGUGGAUCAGACGCAGGAUUGGGUGCUGGAGAUGAGCAUUCCGGUGGAUGCUUGCGAUAGUUACAAUACAUGUGGAGCCUACGGGACUUGUGUUAUUGGCAACUUCCCGUUAUGUUCUUGUUUGGAUAAGUUUGAGCCGAAGGAUCCCAAGGGAUGGCGGGAGUCGGAUUGGGCGACCAACGGGUGCGUCCGGCGGACGCCGUUGAAUUGUACGGCAGGAGACGGAUUCGUUAAGUAUUCGAAUUUGAAAAUGCCGGAUGCGCGCGACACGUGGUACGAUGAGAGGAUGAGUCUUAAGGACUGCGAAGCCGAGUGCUUGAAACGUUGCCGGUGCACGGCGUACGCCAUGUUGAACAUUAGCCGUGGAGGGAGCGGGUGUUUGAUGUAUUUCGGGGACUUGAUUGACAUGAGAACAAUGUCGGUGCAUGAUCAGGAUUUGUACAUCAGAAUGGCUCGGACAGAGUUGGACCAUCCUCGGAAGAAAAAUGUGAGACUUAUACUUAGCUUGACGAUGAUAGUAGGAACGAUCUUUCUGAUAGGCAUAAGCAUCGUUCUCUGUAAUUGGAAGAGGAAGAAGAACAGAGCAGGAAGAGAUAGGGAAAGCAAUGACGAUGACUUGGAGCUGCCAUUGUUCGACUUGUCUACAAUCUCCAAAGCUACAAACAGGUUUUCGAUUCACAACAAGAUUGGGGAAGGAGGUUACGGGCCUGUUUAUAAGGGGAUAUUGAAGGAUGGACAGGACGUAGCCGUGAAAAGGUUGUCCGAAACAUCCAAACAAGGACUCGAUGAAUUCAAGAAUGAAGUCAUUUUUAUUGCUAAACUUCAGCAUCGCAACCUAGUGAGACUCUUAGGUUGCUGCAUCGAAGAGAACGAGAAAAUGCUAAUAUACGAAUACAUGGCCAACGGAAGCUUAGACAACAUUAUAUUCGAUCAAAAGAACGAAACAUCCUUGGAUUGGCCUACGAGAUUCCAAAUAAUCAACGGAAUCGCCAGAGGAUUAAUGUAUCUUCACCAAGAUUCGCGACUGAAUAUAAUCCACAGAGACCUCAAAGCCAGCAACAUAUUGCUAGACAGCGAAAUGAACCCGAAGAUUUCAGACUUCGGCAUUGCUAAAAGAUACAAAGGAAAUGGGGUGACCGAAGAUAUUACAAACCGAGUCGUGGGGACAUACGGCUAUAUGUCCCCAGAAUACGCAGUUUGCGGCCGGUUUUCAGUAAAAUCAGACGUGUUUAGCUUCGGAGUUAUCGUGCUAGAAAUCAUCAACGGGAAAAGAAACAGCUCGUAUCCUGAAGGAUAUCAGCACCUCAGCCUUCCUGCACAUGCGUGGGCGCUACACAUGGAAGGAAGAUCGAUAGAGGUAAUUGACAGUAAACUAGAGAAAUCCAGUAAUUUACAAGACAUGGUACGGGCAAUCCAUGUGGGACUGUUGUGUGUUCAACAACAUCCGAGCGAUCGGCCGAGCAUGUCGUCGGUGGUCGCGAUGUUAAGCAAUGCAGAUUGUGAGAUGCAUCGACCUGACCAGCCUGGCUUCUACAUGAAAGCUAAUGAAUUGAGGAAUGUAAGAUUCGAUCCAGUUAGUUCUGAAAAUGAGAUGACAAUAACAAUGACAGAUGGUCGAUAGAUCAUUGAGUAUUAGUUUUGGUGUAUUUGAUAGAAAAUAUUUAUUGAAUUCAUUCACAGAAUUGUUGAUAGUAGUUGUUGAAAGGUUGGAAGAUCUUAUUGAACAAAACUAGAUCUGAAUUGAACCAAUAUAAUAGUAUACUCGUUAAAAUUCU